UGUUGAGAGAGUGUUGAGUGCACACCCGUCACAGGUUGCACACGGCCAGACAGUGAUACUCCCUCCAUGCCUUUAUCUAUCUGCAGACACCUCGAACGGCGCUCGUUAAUUAAGACGAAUGCGCCACCAGCUCACGGUAAUGGCAACCACGUCUGGACUUUCUUCACAAGGAGAUAAGGGGGAAACGUGGCACUGACAGAACCCGCAUUGCAUCACGAACACCCGGUAGCCUACCCCGCUGCCGACACAGCUCGAGCCGCGCGGGAAAGCCUAUUGCAGCUUUAUUUAUAUAAUAAAUAUUUGGGCAAAAAAUGACGGUCACAGUCACACACUCACAUUUGACCGGGUAGCUCUACUGUCGCUCCGGGGCCAGCUGCUGUCUGAAUGCAUGCGCAUCGACGCGGAUGAACGCAGCAGUGUUCAGAAGUUUGAGGUGCUAUGUGCGCACAACCAAUCAAGGCAACAGCAACAGCAACAGGCCACCAGUUAUCACGUUUACCCGAGGUGCAGAAGAGUGAAUGAGACAGGAGAUUGGAGUGGAGCGCCUCUGCUUGUGGAUGGACCACUGAUCAAGGGGGAAAGUAAGCUUGGAAGUUGGAGUUUAUGCACGGAACGCGCAGAGAUAUUACUCAUUUUUAUUCACUCUGUUACACGAAGGAUGGAGCGGCGCAGCUGACGGUUAGGGAUCGUAAACACACCGAAGGAACCGAACUGCCGGACGAGCGAAAUAUGUAUGGGCGUUACACACAGGAGCUCGGUGUGUACGCCAAGGAGGAGGCGGCCCGCCUGCGUGAUGGCGGGGGGCUGCGGAGGGUCACCAGUGUUCGCAGUCGGUCGGCAGAGCUGCUGGAGUAUGAGAAAGACCCCUGCGCUAAGUGUCAUGUGUGUACGUCUCGCUGUCAGAAGUUCCUGAUCUCGCGUGUGGGCGAGGACUGGAUCUUUCUCAUCCUACUGGGUCUGGUCAUGGCCCUGGUCAGCUGGGUGAUGGACUAUGCUAUCGCUUUUUGUCAGCAAGCUCAGAAGUGGAUGUACGGGGGACUGGACAGUAACAUGCUCCUGCAGUACCUGGCAUGGGUCACCUACCCAGUGGUGCUCAUCACUUUCUCAGCAGGGUUCACACAGAUACUGUCUCCGCAGGCUGUGGGUUCGGGUAUCCCAGAGAUGAAGACCAUUCUGAGAGGUGUAGUGCUGAAGGAAUAUCUCACCUUUAAAACCUUUGUGGCCAAAGUUAUCGGGUUGACCUGUGCUCUGGGCAGUGGCAUGCCCCUGGGAAAGGAGGGCCCGUUCGUUCAUGUAGCCAGUCUCUGUGCAGCCCUCCUGAGCAAGUUCUUGGCUGCCUUGUUUGGUGGAAUCUACAAGGAAGAGCCCUUUGAGGGAAACAAGAAUGAGCUGAGGAACACUGAGAUGCUAUCAGCAGCAUGUGCAGUGGGGGUAGGCUGCUGCUUCGCUGCCCCCAUUGGAGGUGUGCUCUUCAGCAUUGAGGUAACGUCUACGUUCUUUGCGGUGAGGAACUACUGGAGAGGCUUCUUCGCUGCCACCUUCAGCGCCUUCAUCUUCAGAGUACUGGCUGUGUGGAACCAGGACGAAGAGACCAUCACAGCCCUCUUUAAGACACGUUUCCGCCUGGACUUCCCCUUUGACCUCCAGGAGCUGCCAGCCUUCGCCAUCCUGGGGAUUGCGUGUGGUUUUGGCGGGGCUCUCUUUGUCUACCUGAACAGACUGAUAGUAGAGUGUAUGAGGAAACAGAAGACCAUCAACAAGUUCCUGCUCAGGAACUCCUCUCUCCAUGUCAGACGUCUGGUGUAUCCUGCUAUGGUCACCUUGAUCAUCUCAACCCUCACCUUCCCCCCUGGGUUUGGACAGUUCAUGGCUGGACAGCUGACGCAGCAUGAGUCCCUGGUGGCGUUGUUGGACAACCGAACAUGGUGUCGGCAGGGCGUUGCCGAGGAGUUUGACUACAUCAGCCACUCCCACGCCUGGAAACACCCCCAGGUUAACGUCUUCAUCACUCUCAUCCUCUUCAUCGUCAUGAAGUUCUGGAUGUCUGCAGUAGCUACCACCAUGCCUGUGCCAUGUGGGGCCUUCAUGCCAGUUUUCCUCAUUGGUGCGGCAUUUGGACGUUUGGUAGGAGAGACCAUGGCAGUCAUGUUCCCUGAUGGCAUCCAUGCUGAUGGCAGUGUCUAUCCUAUAGUGCCUGGCGGCUAUGCUGUAGUGGGUGCAGCGGCGUUGUCGGGGGCAGUGACUCACACGGUGUCGACAGCAGUCAUCGUGUUUGAGCUGACGGGUCAGAUCAGCCACAUCCUGCCGGUGAUGAUAGCGGUGAUCCUGGCCAACGCCGUAGCCCAGUCCCUCCAGCCCUCGCUAUACGACUCUAUCAUCAGGAUCAAGAAACUACCCUAUCUCCCUGAACUGGGCAUGGGGCACCACGAGAAGUAUAACAUCCGUGUGGAGGACAUCAUGGUUAGAGACGUGCGUUACAUCACUCUCUCCUCCUCCUACCGAGAGGUACAGGAGGUCCUGAUGACUGGACAGCUGAAAACACUGGCCCUGGUUGAGUCCACAGACUCUAUGAUCCUGUUGGGUUCUAUAGAGCGCUCCCAGCUCCAGUCACUCCUGUCCCUCCAGCUGGGUCCAACGCGCAGGCUCGACCACCUCCGGAGGCAUGCCCAGGACAAUGGCACACACACACACACACUGGGCGCACAUGCACACCUGAACAGCCUGGACACCAUGGACAGUCCCCCCAGCCCACCCUGCACACACACACACUCCUACACCUCUAACACCUCCAAUACCAGCGCACGCCAUGGGGUUCGCUUCCUGAUCUCAACAGAGGAGUCCUCCUUCAGUGCAGCUGUGUCCAACUCUCAGCUGCCACUCAAAUCUGCAAUGAAAACGGUCCCUACUAUUCACAACACAGAGGCACCCAACAGUAUACAUACUCUCUCAAUUAAUAGAGACACCCUGACUCCCUCUCCUCUGUCAGGCUCUCAGCAGACCCUUUCCUGUGGUGACCCUGAGAGAGAGCUACUCGAGGAGUCCCCUGAAGUAGAGGAUGACAUGACCACGAACGAAAUAGCAGAGUGGGAAGAGCAACAGCUGGACGAGCCAGUGGAUUUCAACAAUUGCAAGAUAGACCCCGCCCCUUUUCAGCUUGUGGAGCGGACAUCUCUGCAUAAGACUCACACCAUCUUCUCCCUGCUGGGACUGGACCAUGCCUAUGUGACCAGUACAGGACGGCUGGUGGGCGUGGUCUCCCUCAGGGAGCUGCGUAAGGCCAUAGAGGGUUCAGUGACGGUGACAGGGGUGAAGGUUCGCCCCCCUCUGGCCAGUUUCCGUGACAGCGGCAACACUACCAGCGUUUCCGAGGUGACAGAGCUGCACAAGCUUUGGAACCGCCACAGAGGCCUCUCGUUACCACGGGAACCCACCCCGCCCGACAUGGAGGACCAAUUGGACGUUAUGGAUGAGGAGACCCCUGUCCACUUCAUACAGGACCAAUCAGAUAUGGAGUUUGAAACCAUCCCCACUGACAAUAUGGACCCGCCAUCGGAAUUGGUUCUUCAGGAAAGCCUCUCAAUAACAGAGGACCAAACAGAGGAGUUUAUCUUAGAGUGCAGCCCUUCCCACACUGACGAAUCAGAGCUGGCCUGUGAUUUUGACCCGUCCCACCUCCCUGAGACUGACCAAUUGGAGCCGGCGAAGGAACAUGGAACCCCACCCCAUGGGACCACACUCCAGAACAUAGAGCAAAUGAACCAAUCAGAACUGCAGUGUAAGCAAAGUCCCAACCGCCCUGAGGACCAAUCGGAAUGACAGAAGGGGCGAGGGACAGUUAGGAGUUGCUUCGUGGUUCAUUGAGGUUUCUACAACCUUAGAGGUCAUGUUCACCUGAAUCUUUAAGCUGGUCGUCUGUGUCCACAAUGUAUUGUGUGCGUGUGUGUUGGUGUAAAUGAGCAUGUAUUCCUGUGUGAGUGAUAGAGUAACUGAGUGAAUGUGACAACAUAGUUCUGUGUUUAACAAAGUGUGUGUGUGUGUGUGUGUGUGUGUGUGUGUGUGUGUGUGUGUGUGUGUGUGUGUGUGUGUGUGAGAGACUUGGCGGAACCUUGCCCAUGCACCCAUCUGGUGCUGACACUUCUAUUCUCAGUUUGAUUAUCAGAACCAAACUACAUUUUCCCCCCUAAAUAUAGCUACAAAUAACACAGAGAGAGAGAUGGAGCGAGAGAGAGCAGAUCAGAGGGAUAAAGCAAAGGAGAGCGAGGAAAGAGAAGGGAGGGUCUCACUUUAGAUUAAGUGGCCUAUAAAAUCUAUGUAUUUACAUAGCUACAUUCUAAAGGACAUUCUGUAAUUACAGUAUAAGUGCAUGUACAGUCAUAUCUGAAAUGGGAUAUUAAGAGAAAAACAAUAAGUUACUACCCAAAGGCAGCUGAGAAAAGGCCAACAAUUUAACAUCGCUCAGUCAUAAAAUGGCAUCCCACAGGGUUAAGAGCAUUUGUGAAGCACAUUGUAAUUAACAUGCAUUUAACUCAAAGUACAUGUAGCCUUGUCUGGCAUUAAGGUAGGGGGACGGACGGACGUUAGAGAGUUUCUUGUCUUGUAACAGGGUGUUUUGGUCACAGUGUCAUUUUGUAUCUUACAUUUCUUGAGAGAGGAUGUUAUGUGAAUAUCGUAUCCUAUCUACUGUACCGUGUUCCGCAUGUUUCUGGAAUGAUAUGAGUGUUAAUGACACGUUACAUUGCACAGGAAAUGUUGGUUAUGUGGAGAGAGACGACAUCAGUUGUUGUGAGCACACAUAUGCACAUAGGCCAAUAGUACACGCGCAAGGGCUCGAUUCAAUCCGUGGCGCUGAAGAGCCGCGUUGUAGUGCGAUUGACAUUUUACAGGCAAAUGUUCCCGCAUUAGCGGAGACUGCAUUCACGGUAAUUGCUGUAGAUGUCAUCUCGAUCGGGAAAUGACAUUUACCAUUUCAAUUGUGCUGUACUGUGGAUCUUCUGUAAUACAGAUUGAAUCGAGCACUAAGUAAAUGAACACCAUACACAUUCAUAAAUCUAAACAUGGAAAAUGAUAUCCUAGAAAAUACACACUACACACACUCACACAUACCUACAUUGAAAAUGAUUUAUACAGCCUGCCUGGCCUUAAAACCAGUUUAGAAAUACGUACUACCAACUUAAAAGCACAGUUAGAACUCUCCAAGUACACCGAUGAGCAAUAGAAGCCUCUAGAGAGAACUGAAACAACUGUCGUAGAGAAAGUGUGUGACCGGUCUCAUUAUAAAAUGAGUUCAUCAAACGGAUGUUAUGUCAUUGUCAAUCAUUUCUCUUAGCUCCAUUGACAGAUUUGAGCCAUUACAUAUUUCAAUUCUAUGUAAAACCAGGCCAUAACAACCACAAUUUAACGGUUCAUUUUCUUCUGUAAAAAAAAGUCAGUUGUGCAACCAUUUAUUGUUGUCUUACUUUUGUAUGCACAUAGAAUGUGAAGUAGUGCUCGCCAUACAAGAUAUAAUGUAAAAUGAGUCUAAUGUAGAGAGUGUUUUAAGGUAAUUAACAGCGCAUCUAGUUAAGCAAUAAGUCUGUAGUUUCUCCCUUUAUAUGGCCCCGGCCUGUAUAUGGUUUGUACAUAUGAAAAUACAUUAUGACGGAAAUCUACGCAUUGUACAUAGGAGAAUAUGCAUUUGAGAUCAACAGCCAUUGUUAUUUUUCAGAAAACAUACUAAUUGU
Messenger RNA from Salmo salar (Atlantic salmon), 5720 nucleotides. The record is from RefSeq and is a predicted model, not a curated record. Lineage: Eukaryota; Metazoa; Chordata; Actinopteri; Salmoniformes; Salmonidae.